UACAAAAAAUUUAAAGCAAAUUUAAAAAUAAUAAAUUUAAACAAAAAUAAAUUGGUAGCUUAUGUAUAAAUUGGUCUGAUUAUAUUUGAUAUGGAAUCUGAUUCAAGUGAUAACUAUGGAUAUGAAUACUUGGAUCAUCCUGCUGAUAUCCAGAUUCACUCAUGGGGUCUAACACUAAAGCAAGCUUUUGAGCAACAAGCAAUAGGAAUGUUUGGGAUUAUGACAGAUUUAAAUACUAUUGAAAAUUUACAAGAAGAAGUUAUUGAAGCUGAAGGUCAUGAUUUAGUGUCUCUUCUUUAUAAGUUUUUAGAUGAGUGCUUAUUUGCAUUUAGUGUUGAACCGUUUUUAUGUGCAUUUGAUGUUAAUAUAACAGAAUUUGAUGAAGAGAAUUUUGUUAUCAAGGCCGUUCUUAAAGGUGAGACAUUUGAUUUGUCUAAACACCCACAAGGUACUGAAGUUAAAGCUAUUACUUUUUCUAACAUGCAAAUAAACAAAGAAAGCGCACACUGGGAAUGUUAUGUUAUCUUCGAUAUAUAAAAUAAUAAUAUAAAAUAUUAUGGUUUUUAUUUGUCCAUUUCUCAGUUAAAAAUAAAUUUA
This is a messenger RNA of Hydra vulgaris (swiftwater hydra), 597 nucleotides long. Its product is annotated as protein archease-like. Gene Ontology annotation, cellular component: tRNA-splicing ligase complex. Gene Ontology annotation, biological process: tRNA splicing, via endonucleolytic cleavage and ligation. The record is from RefSeq and is a predicted model, not a curated record. Lineage: Eukaryota; Metazoa; Cnidaria; Hydrozoa; Anthoathecata; Hydridae.